AUGUCGCUUAGCCUCACAUUGCAAGAUAUUCAACUGUGCGCCCAAAUCACAAAGAAGAUCAAGCAUUUACAGAUCGAUAUUAGUCAAUUAGCUAUCGCAAAAACCGGUCAGUCAAGUCUAACUAUUAUACAUUUCUUUAACAAAAGAAUGGUUCUAACAUACGCAGAGUUACAAUUGGAUGAAGCCUUGGAAUUGCUUUCCGCACCUGACCCGUCGAUUAAUCAUAGAACGGCAUAUGAACUAUAUGAGCCAACUACCUGCGCGUGGCUCGUGAACUCCGAACGCUUCAACUACUGGCUCAACUCACCUUCUAUUCUCUUACUCUCUGGAAUCCCCGAGUGCGGUAAAACUAUCCUCUGUUCUGCAGCAAUUGAACGUGUAAGGUCCUACGUGAUCGGAAAAUCGGGCGUUGGGCUUGUGUAUUUUUAUUUUUAUUUUCACGAGGAGCAAAAACAAAGCGUGGAAGGACUUCUGCUUUCGUUCAUCAUUCAGUUGGCGUAUCAACAAGAGAAGCUCACUGUUCAGUUUAGAUCGCUUUGUGACGAUUUCAAAGAGCGCCGGGGCAGGUUGCGUGGAGAGAAAUUGUUGAACGCUCUUCAUGCAACCAUCGAGCAAUUUAGCAGAGUGUAUCUGAUCCUAGAUGCAUUAGACGAAUGUGGUGAACAGCAAGAGGUUAUGAGCUUGAUUGCUGAUUUUUUUCGCUCUCACGCAGGAUUUAGUAUACUGGCCACAAGUCGUGACACUACGGAGAUCAGUCGUUCCGCUCUAGGAAAGGUUUCAACGAAUGUCAUCUACAUAUCACUCGACGAUGUGAAUAUGGAUAUUCGGACCUAUGUGGUCAACUCUUUAUCGAGGGAUCCCAAGUUGCGAGAGCGGCCGAGUCAUUGUCUGAGAUCCUGCCUUACCCUCACCAGUGUUAGAGAAACUUUGCGAUCGAUGCCAAAAACGUUGGCGAAGACUUACGAUAUGAUACUUGCGAGAAUAGAUACGCAUUUCCAGAAACCAGCGUACGAGGUGCUUCAGUGGUUGGCCUAUAGUGUGCGACCUCUCCGACUAGCUGAAAUUACAGAGACACUGAUUAUCAAGCCUGGUGCCAUAGCUCUGUCUGAGGAAGACAAGCUGUUUUCUGAAUUUGAUAUUCUCACUAUUGGCUCCAGUCUUAUUCGGAUAUCUAACGGUGAUGAAGUGCGGCUUGCACACUACUCUGUUAAAGAGUAUUUGAUGUCUAGUCGGCUCAAAUCAACGACUUUGUCCCCCUUCCAUAUAGCGGAACUACCGGCAAAUCAAUACCUGGCUCAUGCAUGUGUCACUUAUCUACUCAUGUUGAAUCGGCCUGAAUGUCUUUCGCUGGAAUCAUUUGCGAAGCUCCCCCUUCUCAACUACGCUGCAACACACUGGCAAGACGCAAAUAUUGCUUUCCAGGCAGGCUACCGGGAAAAAUCAACAAAAAAUUUACUUUGUGACAUCUUGCGGCUCAUGGAUCAAAGUCAAGGCUCGGCUUAUCUUAACUGGCGCCGCGUCUCCGAUCCGGAUGACUGGAAUCGGUGCGACCUAUCAAAAAGAGCGCAAGAUGUCCCCAAGAGCCUCUAUUACGUGUCUUUCCUUGGUCUAUACAUUGUCACAGAAGCACUCAUAAACCGAAGAGUUGAUGUCAAUGCACGAGGAGCCGCGUUCCAAAAUCACUAUCAAAUUGUCUGUUUACUCUUACAGAACGGCGCUGAGAUUAAGCUCAAUGAAGGCCUUCAUUAUUCGGCCCUGAAUGUAGCCACCGUGAACGGAGGUGAAGCUAGCUUCCGUAUUCUGUUGGAUUUAUGCUUCGCAGGAAGAUGCAAUGACUCUAAGAUUGUUGGCAGUAGCCUGGUUGCGGCGGCCGCCUCGGGGAACGUGGACAUUGUGGCGUUACUUUUAGACCAUGGUGCAGACGUCAAUUUCCGAGGAAAAAUUUAUAUCCUUGCUGGCAGUCCAAUCGCUGCUGCCUCAUUUCAAGGCCACAAGGAUGUUGUACAGCUAUUGAUAGCUUGGGGGGCAGACGUCAAUGCGAAAGGGGGCCGCUACGGCAAUCCAUUGCAAACUGCAUCACGGGCAGGUUUUGAUUCAAUUGUGGAGCUUUUUUUAGAUUAUGGCGCUGAUGUUAAUGCCCAAGGGGGCGUUUAUAAAACAGCGCUCCAAGCUGCCUCAGCCGGCGGCCAUCAAAGCACAGUCACACUGCUCCUGGAGAGAGAUGCGAAUGACAUGCGCUAA
Molecule: messenger RNA, 2241 nt
Organism: Penicillium taxi
Lineage: Eukaryota; Fungi; Ascomycota; Eurotiomycetes; Eurotiales; Aspergillaceae
Exons: 5
Coding region: 1-2241 (746 amino acids)
Molecular function (GO): protein binding
Source: RefSeq, a predicted model, not a curated record